Messenger RNA from Staurois parvus, 486 nucleotides. Lineage: Eukaryota; Metazoa; Chordata; Amphibia; Anura; Ranidae. The record is from the annotation of a GenBank genome assembly.
GGGCUCCACGUCAUCUGGCAAGGCAGUGGGCACCGAGUCACCAGGCACGACAGUGGGCUCCGAGUCAACUGGCAUGACCGCGGGCACUGGGUUAGACAUUGGAUCGUCUGGCCCGACAGCGGGCAUCGGGUCACCAGGCAUGACAGCGGGCACUGCGUCAUGAGGCAUGGGAUUGUCUGGCUCGACAGCGGGCAUCGGGUCACCAGGUAUGACAGCGGGCACUGGGUCACCAGGCAUCAGGUCAUUUGGCUCGCCAGCGGGCACCGCGUCAUCUGGCAAGGCAGUGGGCACCGAGUCACCAGGCACGACAGUGGGCACUGGGUCAGACAUUGGAUCGUCUGGCCCGACAGCGGGCAUCGGGUCACCAGGCAUGACAGCGGGCACUGGGUCAUCAGGCAUUGGAUCCUCUGGCUCGACAGCGGGCAUCGGGUCACCAGGCAUUGGAUCGUCUGGCUCGACAGCGGGCACUGGGUCAUCAGGCAUGAU